AUGGAAUUAAAUAGAAAUGAAUUAUUAUCUGAAACAGUAGCGUGUACAACUGUUUCAUCAACGUUAUCAUUGUCAUCACUGACUGGGCCAACAGCAAUGAUCGAUGUUCCGGAUUCAGAAUUUCCCGUUGAUAGUGACGGUAGUACGAAGAGAUGCCAUAGAAACAGUAACAAUGAUACUACUGAGAAUAUCAAAACGAAAUUUUCAUGUCAAUGUCAAUCACAUUUAGACCGAAUAUUUCUAGACAAUGUUUAUGCCUUAACAACAACACAACUCUUUGCUAUUCUCUUUUCACCAAUACCAUGGUAUCAACAUUUGCAUGAAAUUGUCAACAAAACAGCACAUGGAAGAAUGUUGAAUAUUGUAAGCAAUUAUGUUGCAACAUCAUGGACUACGGUAAAUCCUGCCGUUACUGCGCGAACAGUAACCUAUAAUAUGGCAUUAAAUAAUACAUUAGGUCCAAAAAGUACAUCAGUUACUGAAAAACAGACAUGUUACGCAUUUCACGGUACCGAUGAGGGAUUUACCGUAAUGAAAGAGAUUCAAAAUGCGGGUAUACCAUAUGCUGAUAAUUUUACCAUUCAGUGUACUUAUUGUUUGAUUCGAGCAGGUAACACGCAAUCCAGAUUACUUAUACACGGUGCAAUGAUACAAAAGAAAAGUAUUUGGGGCAUUGUUAAAGGAAUAAUUGAAAAAAGUACCUACAGUGGAUUAGAAACGCAUUAUACGGUAUUAGAGGAAACGUUAAAAUUACUGUGUGAUGAAGAAUUAGUUGAAUCAAAACAAACUACAGUAUCCGAGUCUGAAGCAACAAAUAGUGUAAUCAACAGUUCACUUCCAAAGAAAUUAUUAAAUGGGUACGCUAAUAUCGAUAUUUCAUUUCUAUCAGCUAAAAUUGUAGGAGUUAGUAAGUGUAAAAAAAAUAAAUAAAUGUUUGCG
Messenger RNA from Loa loa (African eye worm), 939 nucleotides. RefSeq lists its product as hypothetical. NCBI's taxonomy places the organism in Eukaryota, Metazoa, Nematoda, Chromadorea, Rhabditida, Onchocercidae. The record is from RefSeq and is a predicted model, not a curated record. Gene Ontology annotation, biological process: intracellular sterol transport. Gene Ontology annotation, cellular component: endoplasmic reticulum membrane; plasma membrane; endoplasmic reticulum-plasma membrane contact site. The coding region runs from base 1 to 930 and encodes 309 amino acids. The transcript is spliced from 7 exons. Gene Ontology annotation, molecular function: sterol transfer activity; sterol binding.